UCGGACAACAAUGAUGAUAGAUCUCUUUCUCGUAUUCUGUCUAGCAUCGGCGGAAAUGAGGACAUGCUUCCCCUGAUCCACCCACUAAAAAGCAUUGAAAUCUGAGAUGAUCGUCAGGAUGAAUCACAAGAAGAUUUCGCCGGGUAUGAAUCGUAGCACAACCGUCAACCGCCGGCCAAUUCCAAAUAGAUCAGUAAAUGGAGAAGGUGCUCGUUACUGGCGGUGCAGGCUAUUUAGCUUCUUUUCUUGUCAAAAAUCUUUUGGAGGAGGGUUACACAGUUCAUGCCACUCUUCGAAGUCUAAGUGAUGAUGCAAAGGUGGGAUUGCUAAAAGGGCUAGCUCAUUUACAAACAAGAUUGCAUCUAUUUGAAGCUGAUAUAUAUAAUCCCAACGAUUUCGAAGUCGUUGUUCAAGGCUGCGCUUUUGUGUUCCACUUAGCCACGCCUUUGCAGCACUAUGACAACAAUACUCGGUACAAGAAUACUAGUGAGGCAGCUGUGGAUGGGGUGAAAAUGAUGGCUGAAAGCUGCAUGAGAAGUAAAACGGAAUGCCGCUUGACCAAGGCAACAAGGCCAAACUGAUCAAACAAGUACAACAUGCGAAAAAAGCCAAAAAUCGGGGAGUUGAUCAAGGGGAGUAAUCAAGCAGUUAAGGAGGGGACCAAUGGAUUCUAGAAGGAGGACACGUGAGGCUAAUGAGCUGAAUGGUGAGCAUCAUUUUGUUAGCAAGGACGGCGUUUUAGAAGAGGGACACGUGCUGAUACAUGAGACGCAAGGACGGAGAUGAGUCAUGAAUCUGUUAUUGAAAAGCGACGUCAUUCUAGAAGGAAGGCACGUAGCAAUCG
This is a messenger RNA of Salvia splendens (bonfire salvia), 844 nucleotides long. RefSeq names its product dihydroflavonol 4-reductase. The record is from RefSeq and is a predicted model, not a curated record. The transcript has 5 exons. NCBI's taxonomy places the organism in Eukaryota, Viridiplantae, Streptophyta, Magnoliopsida, Lamiales, Lamiaceae. Bases 198 to 581 code for a protein of 127 amino acids. Gene Ontology annotation, molecular function: oxidoreductase activity, acting on the CH-OH group of donors, NAD or NADP as acceptor.